AUAAAUCAGAGAUAAGUUCAAAACACAAAUUGUAUUAAGACAGAGGUGUGCGUAAAUUUCAGGCUCUGUCGUUGUAUUAUGAUAUAACGAUUGUGUCAGAUGAUCAUGGGAUAUAAAGUUUAUGCUCCGACUUGUUGUUUACGCUGUAGGAUCUUUACGUAAAUGUAGUCAAUAUGAUCUUCAGUUCCAUAGAAAAAUUUCAAAUGAUUUUUUAUAAGCUUGUGUAACGUGAUGAGGAAAUACACGAGGCAUGUACAAUGAAAAUUUAGUUUUUGUUAGUAGUGAAGUGUUUAGCUAUGAUUAAUACUCUUUGAUGUCCAUGUGGAAGAAUUUUUAGUACAUAUAGUAACAUGCUCUGAGUUACACCGACUUCUGAAAUAACCAAGAUCAUUUUGUUGUUGUCUAUGUAUUAAACCUGAAUAUUUUUAAUCAUGUUAAAGGACUUUUAAAACAAAUGUAAUCAAAGAAAUGUUUUAUGAGUCAGUGGCACGAAGACAUUGUAUGGAGUAAGGAGGAAGUUGUUGACAUUUUCCCAUCCCAAGUGUGUCUAUUGACAUGUGUAUCUUAAUAUAGUAUUUAUAGAUCCCAAAUAAGUUGAUGAUUAGAUAGAGAUGAAUCAAUAUAAAGCGAUAAAUACGUAGUCACAUGACUAACUCAUCUACCAAGCUCUGUCACAUGAAAUCCCCCAACGUUGAUAGGUAGAUGAGGGACAAAGAAAACGAGGAGAUUUUAGAAUCGGGAUUUAGAUGAGGACAGGCAUGCUUGCAUGGGUAACAAUGUGAGUCGCCGCUCCAGAAUGGCCACUGUUGGAGAACAGAGCCCGAUUGUGAGUAAUCACACCAGGGAUAAGGCAACCAAGGCCAAAGUCACUCUGGAAAACUACUAUUCCAAUUUGGUAUCACAGCAUGAGGAGCGAGAAAAUAGAUACCGCCUGUUGGAGCAGUCCAUGGACACUGAUGGCCUCUCAGAAGAACAGAAGUUGGAGAGAAGACAGCAACAUGCUACCAAAGAAACAGAGUUCCUCAGGUUAAAGAGGUCAAGGUUGGGGGUAGAGGAUUUUGAACCAAUCAAAGCCAUAGGCAGAGGGGCCUUUGGAGAGGUGCGGCUUGUUCAGAAGAAGGACACAGGCCAUGUCUAUGCCAUGAAGAUUCUCAGAAAAGCAGACAUGGUAGAGAAAGACCAGAUUGCCCAUGUGCGAGCAGAAAGAGACAUUCUUGUAGAGGCUGACCAUCAGUGGGUGGUCAAAAUGUAUUAUUCCUUCCAAGAUCAGCAAAAUCUUUACCUCAUCAUGGAGUUUUUACCAGGAGGUGAUAUGAUGACACUGCUGAUGAAGAAAGACACACUAACAGAGGAACAGACUCAGUUUUAUAUAUCAGAGACUGUGUUAGCCAUAGACUCUAUACACAAACUCGGCUUUAUCCAUAGGGACAUUAAACCAGACAACUUACUGCUAGAUGCCAAGGGACAUAUCAAAUUAUCGGACUUUGGCCUUUGUACAGGCCUGAAGAAAUCUCAUAGAACAGACUACUACAAAGAUCUCAAAAAUGCCAAAGCUGGAGAUUUCAGUUCAAAUCCAAUGGAUUCAAAACGAAGGGCUGAAAGCUGGAAAAGAAAUAGAAGGCAAUUGGCCUAUUCUACAGUGGGAACCCCAGACUACAUUGCUCCAGAAGUAUUCAUGCAGACUGGUUACACCAGCAGUUGUGAUUGGUGGUCAUUAGGGGUCAUCAUGUAUGAAAUGUUAAUAGGUUAUCCUCCAUUUUGUUCUGAGAAUCCACAGGAGACUUAUAGAAAGGUCAUGAACUGGAGAGAAACUCUCGUCUUUCCGCCUGAGAUGCCAAUUUCCAAUGAGGCUAGGGAUUUAAUUCAAAGGUUUUGUUGUGAUCCAGACCAUAGGAUAGGUGCUAGUAAUCCGGACGAAAUCAAGUCCCAUGUUUUCUUCAGAGGAGUUGAUUGGAAACACAUAAGAGACAGACCUGCUGCCAUACCCGUGGAAGUCAAAAGCAUUGAUGACACAUCCAACUUUGAUGAAUUCCCAGAUAUCGAUCUCAAGUGGCCUGCCAACAAGGAUGGGGCCCCACAUCAGGGAGCUAAUCAUUCCGCGACAGAAGAUGAUCCUAAAUACAAGGAUUGGGUGUUCAUAAACUACACAUACAAACGAUUCGAAGGACUCACUCAGAGGGGCAGACAGCCAUUCCCUAACACGUAGGCACCGCCCUCACAAAAACAAAAUGGCACUUAAGUUAUUCAUGUACUCAAAGGAAUUGCGUAAUCUCUGGACGGCUCACAAAACAACACCCCAAUGUGUGUACAGGAGCUGAUAUUUUCCUAUUUUGCAGCUUUCACUGUCUGGCGAUGUACUGAUAUGUGUACUAUGUGGAUGCAUUUUAGCGGGGAAUACAUUUUUUUCCUUAGAGAUAUUUUUCACCGGUUUUGUUGUGUUUUUACAUGUGGCGUAGACGGUGAAAUGUGUGGUUGCCAGGAGAUAUGGUUUGGUGUGGUUAAUUUCCACCAUUGUGAUACAGUUUAUUUUGGUUCUAGGAUUAAACUAAAGACAUGAGAAUUAUCUUUUGGUGAUUAUCCAUUUUUCAAAUUUGAUGCUGAAUAUUAUAGUUUGGAAUUGGAGUAGCAAAUGGAUGGGAUUCAAGUUCUGAAACAAUGAAACAUUUCUCCUUUUAUGGAAUAUAUUUUAAAGAAUAAAGAAAUUUCUGUUUUGUUUUCUUUAAUGAUAGUGUGAUAAUUAUGUUUCAUUUAGUUUGAUAAUGGUAUUUUUGUGUUUUGUGCAGUGUCCUGUAAAACUAAAUGUGAGCUAAUGCAAGUUAAAUGUAAAAGUAUGAAAAGACUUGAUAGUUGAUAUGCAUUUUUCCAAAGAUAAUUGACACUGAAAGAAUGAUACAUUCAGCUGCUUGUUCCAUUGCUAUGUUUACAGAGUUAUGGUCCCUGCCUUGUUGACCUCUUGUAAAGUACAUUCCAGCAUUACCUUUAUUUAUUGUAAUGGGAAACCAUUUUUAAUUUAACUUUUACCAAAGUUUUUGGAAUUGAUAGUUCUAAGAUAUUCUACACUCCAAUGAGCAGAGAGGGUAGUAUGUUUUUCGUUUGUAAAACAUCAAAAUUGUAAAGUGCAGCUGUUUUGCAGUAUUCCAACUGAGUUUUCUAUAAAAGUCGCUAACACGAAAAUCUGUUUUGUCCAUUGAUUAAUCAGACAUUCAUCAUAUAGUGCUCAUUAUAUUUAUUUUAGCAUUUUGGAAUAUUAGUACAUUUUUCAUUCCUAUCACUUCUGCUUUAGUUAGUCUGAUCCUUGAAACAUCAUUUCAGAAAGAAAACAAGAAAAUGUAUGUACAAGUAUGUGUAAAAUAGUCAUGAGAAUGCUUUUCUUAUUGGUUUUCGAAUGACAGCCAAUCACUAUGUAUUCAACCUGUAUUAGGAGAGAUCAACAACUUUUUAGAUAUCUGCUAAAGAUGCCUUCAAGCAAUAAUGUUUUUGUAGUUUAAGCAUAUUGUAUUUUGAUUUGGUAAAUUGUUCAGUGAAGUGAUAAUAUAGUUAUCAAGAACUUGUAUAACUUCUUUCAUAUCAUUAUUUUUUUGCUAGCGAUAUUAAUAUUGAGCAUUGUUUUGAUAUUUAAGAUGUUUUAGAUUGGAUGAUUGCAUAUGUGAACUAGGUUAUGUAUAGACGUUAUGUGUGAUACAAUUGUUGAUUUUUAAAAUAAUUUAUAAUUGUUUAAUGCUGAUUGUAGAGAUCUAGCAUGAUUUACAUGAACAUGUAAUAUGACACAAAAUGGACAGAGGUUGAAAGAAUGAGUAAAUGUUUGGUAUAUGCGUACACCAGAAUUUGAUAUAAACACAAGUUUAGCAUCAUGUUUUUAAACAUUACUCACUUUCAUUUCGGCGUAAUCUUUGUUUGACUCACCAUUCUUCUUUCUCUACCUCAUGUAAUACCUGUACAGGCUUCAGAACAUCAUGUUAUACAUAUAUGUAACAAUUUUUUUAUUUUAAGCUCCCAUAAACACAAUAUGACAAACACAUAUAAAUGAAAAAAUAUCAAGAAAUGAACAUUCAAAGAAAUUUUUCCAUUCUUUCAUGUGGAACUGCUUUAUGUCAGUGUUGAAAUAUUUUGGUGCCAUAGCAGUUUGUUAAGUAUAUAACAUUUGCUGUGAUGUCUAUCUGUUAACAAUUUUAAUUCCGAAGAUUUUGUUUUAACUGAAUUGACUUUCUGGUUGAAGUCGUAGUAGCAAUAACUCAGUUGUAGUACACAAUAACAAUCGCUCCCACAAAGAGUUCAAAGGUUAAGAUUCACCUGGGAUGUGUCAGUCACUGUGAUAUGUAGAAUUGUCUCCUUAUGGUGAAUGUUGACAAUAAAAUAUUACCAACCAA
Ostrea edulis (European flat oyster) is the source of this 4367-nucleotide messenger RNA. RefSeq names its product serine/threonine-protein kinase 38-like. The transcript is spliced from 14 exons. Bases 767 to 2206 code for a protein of 479 amino acids. Gene Ontology annotation, molecular function: protein serine/threonine kinase activity; ATP binding. Lineage: Eukaryota; Metazoa; Mollusca; Bivalvia; Ostreida; Ostreidae. Gene Ontology annotation, biological process: intracellular signal transduction; peptidyl-serine phosphorylation. The record is from RefSeq and is a predicted model, not a curated record.